UCCCCCCUCCUCGGCGCUGCCUCCAGUCAGAGCACCGGGAAACGGUGGGUGUGAUGCCGCUGAACGCGUGGCUUCCGUACCGCUGUCAGCGCGCGCUCUCUGCGGUUCCUCGGUCAUAAAAAAAAACAAAAACACGAAGACGCCGUGAGGCGGCAGCUCCGCGCAAAAGAAGGAAAGGACUGAGGACCCCCGGAGGAAAGUGGCCGCCCGAAACCUGGCAGCAUGAGGUUCCUUCUGAGCGUCCUGUACCCGCUCCUUUCCCUCACCGUGUUCGGACUCUAUCCGUCCAUGACUAUCGGCCCUAAGGAGGGCUGGCAGGUGUACAGCUCAGCCCAGGACGCUGACGGCCGCUGCAUCUGCACCGUGGUCGCGCCGGAACAGAGCCUGUGCUCCAGAGAUGCCAAAAGCAGACAGCUUCGACAGCUGCUGGAGAAGGUGCAGAACAUGUCUCAGUCCAUUGAAGUGCUGAACCUGCGCACUCAGAGGGAUUUCCAAUAUGUCAUAAAGAUGGAGAACCAGAUGAAAGGCCUAAGGACCAAGUUCAGACAGGUUGAAGAUGACAGGAAAUCCAUCAUGGCCAAGAAUUUCCAGGAGCUUAAGGACAAGAUGGACGAGCUGAAGCCGUUGAUCCCCGUGCUGGAGCAGUACAAGAUGGACGCCGCUCUCAUCUCCCAGUUCAAGGAGGAGAUCAGGAACCUGUCAGUGGUGCUGACGGGCAUCCAGGAAGAGAUCGGGGCCUACGACUACGAUGAACUGUACCAGCGGGUCCUGCGGCUGGACACCAGGCUGCGCAGCUGCAUGGGCAAACUAACAUGUGGGAAAUUAAUGAAAAUCACUGGACCCGUUACGAUAAAGACAUCUGGAACCCGGUUUGGGGCUUGGAUGACGGAUCCGCUUGCAGCAACCCGAAACAACAGGGUCUGGUAUAUGGACAGUUACACCAACAGCAAGAUUGUGCGCGAGUACAAGACGAUAGACGACUUUGUGUCUGGAGUGGUCUCUCAAACCUACAGCCUCCCGUUUAAAUGGGAGGGAACCAACCACAUCGUCUACAACGGCUCGCUUUACUACAACAAGUACCAGAGCAACAUAAUCGUCAAGUACAACUUCGAGACGGGCACCGUUCUCGCCCAAAGAGCCCUGGAGUUUGCCGGCUUCCACAACAUGUACCCGUACACCUGGGGGGGGUACUCCGACAUCGACGUCAUGGCUGACGAACUGGGAAUGUGGGUCGUGUACGCCACCAAUCAGAACGCCGGCAACGUUGUGAUCUCACAGAUAGACCCCGACACCCUGCAGGUGCUGAAGACGUGGAAUACGGAGUACUCCAAGAGGAACGCUGGCGAAUCGUUCAUGAUCUGCGGGACGCUGUAUAUCACCAACUCCCACCUGUCGGGAGCGAAGGUUUACUACGCGUACUCCACCAAGACGUCCAGCUACGAGUACAUAGACAUCCCGUUCCACAACCAGUACUUUCACAUCUCCAUGCUUGACUAUAACGCCAGAGAGCGGGCGCUGUACGCCUGGAACAACGGACACCAAGUGAUCUUUAAUGUCACCCUGUUUCAUGUCAUAAAAACUGAAGACGACUCCUAAAUGUGAAGCAACGAAGAAGAGUCACUGUUGGUGACACCAGGACCAGCCAAUGAACUGUUUCCUUUCACCAGAGUUGAACUUUGCUAUCUCUACUUGAACCUUUUGGAUUUUCUGGCUCUGUAUUCUUGAGCAUGGACACCAGUGACUUUACAAUAAAAAUAUAAAAAGCUUU
Molecule: messenger RNA, 1768 nt
Organism: Poecilia reticulata (guppy)
Lineage: Eukaryota; Metazoa; Chordata; Actinopteri; Cyprinodontiformes; Poeciliidae
Gene: olfm3a
Product: olfactomedin 3a
Biological process (GO): signal transduction
Source: RefSeq, a predicted model, not a curated record